Molecule: messenger RNA, 1746 nt
Organism: Stereum hirsutum FP-91666 SS1
Lineage: Eukaryota; Fungi; Basidiomycota; Agaricomycetes; Russulales; Stereaceae
Product: amidase
Exons: 13
Coding region: 1-1665 (554 amino acids)
Source: RefSeq, a predicted model, not a curated record
AUGGCCGUCGACGACGAGAGCUGGAAGAAAGUCGCGCACGCCAAGCAAGAAGAGCGCCUUCGGAAAAUUCCGGACAAGUGGCGCCUGCCUUCUCACACCCUUCCUUCCUCUGAAACUUUUGAUGUCCUUUCUUUUCCUGAAUUAUCGGGAUUCUUCUCGGACGCAGAACUUGCUAUAACGAAAGCGACUGCCUCGCACAUUGUCCAGAAUGUGGCGUCAAAAACAUGGACCGCUGUGCAGGUCACCGAGGCUUUCUGCAAGCGUGCAUCAGUGGCCCAACAACUCCUCAAUUGCCUAUCGGAAAUAAACUUCACCAAUGCUCUCCAACGCGCGACUGAACUCGAUGCGUACCUUGCGCAGACUGGAAAGACUGUUGGUCCUCUUCAUGGUCUUCCCAUUUCCCUCAAGGAUCAAUUCCAGAUCGCAGGGCUCGACACUACAAUGGGUUAUGUUUCCCAAGCACAUCAACCGGCGAAAGAAGACUCCACAGUCGUUGCGAUGUUGAAGAACCUCGGCGCUGUUAUCUACUGCAAGACAAAUGUGCCUACUACCCUUAUGUGUGGCGAGACGAUCAACAAUAUUUUUGGAAGAACGGUGAACCCUGCUAAUCGACAGCUUACACCUGGUGGAUCAUCCGGCGGAGAGACUGCUCUAGUAUCAUUUCAUGGAAGUCCUUUGGGCAUUGGUACCGACAUUGGUGGCUCCAUACGUAACCCCGCCACCUUUACUGGACUUUGGGCUUUGCGUCCGUCCAAUGGCCGUGUUUCCUAUCAACGCGCCAACAAUUCGUUUCUCGGCCAGGAGACCAUCAAUUCUUGCGCUGGCCCAUUUACCCAUUCCCCUCAUGAUAUCAACCUCUUCAUGUCUUCUCUUGCUUCUCAGCAGCCGUGGCUUCUUGACCCCGUCUGUCUUCCUAUACCGUGGCGUCAAGAUGUCGUUGACUCCGUUCAAGGCAAGAAGCUUUGCUUUGCAUGGGCUUGCGGGGACGGAAUCGUGAGGCCUCAUCCCCCGCUUCGAAGAGCUAUGGAUAUCACGAAGAAGAAGUUGGAGGAGGCGGGGCACACCAUUAUCGAGUGGAUCCCUAAGAAUCUGAAUGUUGCAGGACAAUUGGCGUUGAAGGUGUGGCGAUCUGACGGGGGAGCGGACGUCCGCGCUCAGAUCGACCCAUCCGGAGAACCUUGGAUCCCGGAAGUAAAGGAGCUCUUGCAGCCUGUCUACGAUGACGCCACACCGAAGCUCACUGUGUUCGACCUAUGGCAAAUCCAGAGGGCUCGUCAACUCUUCGCCACCGAGUGGCUUGAGAACUGGAAUCGGACGGCUGAAUUUACCGGAACAGGUAGACCCAUUGACGGAUUGAUUAUGCCUGUCCUCCCGUUUACGGCCAAACCACACGGAGGACGUUACCCGUACGCAUAUGGGUCCCUCUCCCCUGUUCUUGACCUGAGUACGGGAGUCUUCCCCGUCACCCGAGUUGAUCAAGAACUCGACCAGGCUGGUGUCGACUACGUGCCUUUGAGUGAAGUAGACGAGGAGGUUCACAAAUUCUACGAAGGCCCGGAGAAGUGGAAGAACGCGACCGUGGGUUUGCAGCUGAUUGGUCGGAGGUUGGAAGAAGAGAAGGUCGUCGGCAUGCUUAUAGAGAUUGAGAAGGCGUUGAAUGCGUGAACAAUGCGACCCGACUGGACUUCAAUAAAACUACGAGGUUGUGUCAAUAGAUGCGCGGAAUGCCACAUACCUAUGUACGAU